AUGAUGUUCCUGAUUUUUUUUUUACAUAUGAAAGUAAUACAAUUCACCCAAUAUCUUUCAGAUACUGGUAGCAUGGUAUAUGUAGCUGGUGAUCAACCAACACCUGAUUUUGGAAAUAAUGUUAUUUUAAUUGAUAAUGAAACAACUUUUAAUCAAUGGACAAGGGUUAUUAAUCCUGAUAUAACUUUUGGUGGACAAUAUGAAGUACCAGAAAUAAAAAGCGGUUAUUAUAAUAGAUCAUUCUUUCCAGUUGAUAAUAUAGGAUUUGGUAAUGAAGGUGAGGAACAUAAUUUUAAAUGGUGCGUAAGAAUUCGUUUCGAUUCAUUAUUAAACCCAGGUAAUAUUUCAACUACUCUUAAAGUUACACAUUCCGAUGAUAUUUUUAUUUUUGUUAGAGGUAAAUUAAUUUUUACAUAUUUGGGUAUUGCUGACGAAGUAGAAGGUUAUCAUCAAAUUGAAAAUGAUUCUGGAAGUAAUGUUUUUUCAACCACACCAAUAGAUAUUAUAAAUUGUAAUAGAAAAAGAAGAGAUAUUCAUGUUUUUGGAGUUGAAACAAAUUUUGAAUUUCAAUGUGAUACUAUUGACGAAUGUGGAGUGUGUAAUGGUGAUAAUACAACAUGUAAUUGUUUUGAAGGUAUAAAUUGUAAUUCAGAAGAGUUUAUUUGUAUUAAAAGAGAAUGUGUUAAUAAUCAAUGUGUGGAAUCUGGAUUUAAUUGUUCUGAAACCUAUGGUGGCAAUGCUUGUAUUUCAAAUGUUUGUAAUUUGAAUGAAGGUUGUAGAUCGGUGACAACUGAUUGUGAUGAUAAUAAUCAUUGUACUAUUGAUUCUUGUGAUACCAAUGUUGGUUGUAUAAAUACACUCGUUGAUAAUUGUGUUGAUUGUGGAACAGAUGCUUGUAUUUCAACCAAUCCAUGUUUUAUUUCACAAUGUAGUCCGGUAACAGCAAAUAAAUGUGAUGUAUCAACAAAGAAUUGUUCACAUCCCAACCCAUGUAUUCUAGGAGGUUGUGAUUCUGAUAAUGGUGAGUGUAUUUUCUUUGAAACUGGAAAUUGUGUUCAAUGUGGAUCUUUAGCUUGUAUAACUACUGAUCCCUGCUUACCAUCUAAAUGUCAAAUUUCUGAUUCUGGUGUUCCAUCAUGUGUUGAAGUACCAAUUAAUUGUGACCAUCCAAACCCAUGUAUUACGGGAUUUUGUUCAUUAGAUGGCGUUUGUGAAUUUGUCGAAAUACAAGAUUGCCAAAGAGGAAGUGGCAGUAGUGAUGGUUCAUUUGUUGUAACAACUGGAGCCACAAUUUCACCAUUAACUUCAACAACAACUACAUCAACAACAGCUUCACCAACAUCAACAACAGCAACAACAACUUCACCAACAUCAACAACUUCACCAACAUCAACAACAGCAACAACAACUCAAAACCCAACUACAACCACUAGUGGUACAACAUCUCAAACAGUAUCAUCAUCAACAACUACAUCAACAAUAUCAUCCACAACUUUUGGAGGCACAAUUUCAAGUACCACAUCAAUAUAUGAUCCAUGUUCAAAUAAAAAAUGUCCAAAGAAUCAACAUUGUAAUAACAUUAAUGGUUUUGCAAUUUGUUCCAAAACUGAUUGUACCUCUUGUGAUGAUUUGAAUUGUCCAUCUCAAGGAUUAAAAUGUAUUUCAAUUAAAAAUGAACAAUUUAAAAAUAAUAAUUGUCAUAAUUGUUGUGAAUAUAUUGUUUCAUGUUCAAAUUAA
This is a messenger RNA of Dictyostelium discoideum AX4, 1737 nucleotides long. RefSeq lists its product as hypothetical. The record is from RefSeq and is a predicted model, not a curated record. The transcript is spliced from 3 exons. Bases 1 to 1737 code for a protein of 578 amino acids. NCBI's taxonomy places the organism in Eukaryota, Evosea, Eumycetozoa, Dictyosteliales, Dictyosteliaceae.